Betta splendens (Siamese fighting fish) is the source of this 5576-nucleotide messenger RNA. RefSeq names its product sortilin-related VPS10 domain containing receptor 2 (gene sorcs2). Gene Ontology annotation, molecular function: protein binding. The transcript is spliced from 28 exons. The record is from RefSeq and is a predicted model, not a curated record. NCBI's taxonomy places the organism in Eukaryota, Metazoa, Chordata, Actinopteri, Anabantiformes, Osphronemidae. The coding region runs from base 131 to 3610 and encodes 1159 amino acids. Gene Ontology annotation, cellular component: membrane.
CCCUCGCUCCUCCGCGCUCACUCUCUCCCUCUGUCAGCGCACGGCGUACACCUAUCUAUCUAUCUCCCCCCCAAGCACCAGCAGUCUCUCCAUCCGUCUCCGCCGCACGAGCGCUACCACGGCGCAAAGCAUGGCACCUCUGCGCCCCGAACGAGCGGUCUCCGCCGCCGCGCGCCUCUGCGUCUUUCUGCUGGCCGCCUCGGCCUGGAUGGCACAGCCGGGAUCCGCGCGCGGUGACAGCGGGGCUCUAAAGCGACGCGGCGAGGUGGACCUUACGCUUGACACGGGCGCCGGACGCGGAGGCGCCCCGCCGCGCUCACCGGGGGCGGCCGACGAGGAGUCCGUGGGCGCGGGGAGCUCGCCCCGCUUCAGGAGAGCGCUGUCCCGGGAGAAACAAAUGUCCCUGGUCAGCAGCUCGUUCGUGCUUAAAGGGGAUGCGACGCACAACCAGGCGAUGGUCCACUGGACGGGAGAGAACAGCAGCGUCAUCCUGAUCCUGACCAAGUACUACCACGCCGACUCCACCAAGGUGCUGGAGAGCUCGCUGUGGAGGUCCACUGACUAUGGCACCACGUACACCAAACUCAACCUAAUGCCAGGGACGACCAUCGUCGUCACCAGCUUCUACAUCUGCCCGACCAAUAAGAAGAAGGUGGUGCUGGUGGGCUCGUCCGUAAACGAGCGGGAUCAGAUGCUGUUCAUCAGCACCGACGAGGGCGCCUCCUUCCAGCGGCAGUCCAUCGCCUUCGUGCCGGAGACGCUCGUCUUCCACCCCAAGGAGGAGGACAAGCUCCUGGCCUACUGCAAGGAGGGCAGGCUCUUUGCUUCCACAGACCUGGGCCGCAAAUGGACGCUGCUUCAGGAGCGAGUGACGAAGGACAAGGUCUUCUGGUCUGUGCCUGGUGUGGACGUGGAUCCUGACCUGGUGCACAUGGAGAUGCAGGAUACGAGCGGAGGUUACCUCUAUGUCACCUGUCUCAUCCAAAACUGUUCGGACAAAAUGGUGACGGCUCAGUUCCUCGGCAAGAUCGACCACAACACGCUGCUGGUGCAGGACGCCUACAUAUUUGUCAAGGUCACCACAGGGAAUCGCACCAAAUACUACGUGUCCUAUCGCCGCAAUGAGUUUGUCCAAAUGAGGUUCCCCAAGUACGCCUUGCCCAAGGACGUUCAGAUAGUGAGCACGGAUGAAGACCAGGUCUUCCUCGCCCUCCAGGAGUGGUACCAGUCAGAUACGUAUAACCUUUACCAGUCGGACCCCCAGGGCGUCUACUACUCCAUAGUCCUGGAGAAUGUUCGCAGCACCAAGCAGCCAGAGGAGAAUGUUCUCAUCGACAUCUUGGAGGUGCGUGGAAUCAAAGGGGUUUUUCUGGCCAACCAGAAGAUUGACGGCAAGGUGACGACUGUCAUCACCUACAACAAAGGAAGAGACUGGGAACCGCUGACCCCGCCCACCAGCGACAUGAACGGCAAACCAGUCAGCUGCAAACCACCCGACUGCCACCUUCACCUGCACCUGCGCUGGGCAGACAACCCCUACGUGUCCGGGACCGUUCACACCAAAGACUCCGCUCAAGGCCUCAUCAUGGGCGCUGGUAACCUCGGCUCCAAGCUAGUGGAAUAUAAGGAGGAGAUGUACAUCACUUCAGACUGUGGGAAGACAUGGAGACAGGUCUUUGAGGAGGAGCAUCACAUCUUGUACCUGGACCAUGGAGGGGUCAUAGUUGCCAUUAAGGACACUUCAAUUCCUCUCAAGAUACUCAAGUUUAGUAUCGACGAAGGGCAAACGUGGACUGUUCACAACUUCACCAGCACCUCCGUCUUCGUGGACGGGCUCCUGAGCGAGCCCGGAGACGAGACCCUGGUCAUGACUGUGUUUGGUCACAUCAGCUACAGGUCAGACUGGGAACUGGUCAAAGUGGAUUUCCGACAAUCCUUCCCCCGUCAGUGCACUGAGUCCGACUACGAGUCCUGGCAGCUCACCGACCUGCAUGGGGAGAAGUGCAUUAUGGGCCAGGAGCGGAGCUUCAGAAAGAGAAAGGACACGUCGUUCUGCAUCAAAGGAAAGAGCUACACCUCAGCUCUUACCACCAAACCCUGUCAGUGCACCGAGAAAGACUUCAACUGUGACUAUGGCUUUGAACGCUCCCUCGCGGACAGUGGACGCUGCUUCGCUGACUUUUGGCAUGAUCCAGACUCACCGCCUGAAGACUGCCACCCGGGGCAAAGCUACGCGUCCAGCACCGGCUACAAAAAGGUGAUGACUAACUUGUGUGAAGGCGGCCUCGACAGGCAGCAGAGCACCAAGCAGCACAGUUGCCCUCUGCUGCCCCCUAGAGGACUGCGAGUCGGCAUCAAAGGGCAGAUGCUGGCCGUUGCACCAGGUGACGACAUCACCUUCAUCAUUCACCAGGAACAGGGCGACACUAGCAGCACCAAGUAUCAGGUGGACCUCGGCGACGGGGUCCGGGCCAUUUAUCUGAACCUAACAGUGACAGACGAGCCCAUUCAGCAUCGCUACGAAAAACCAGGCAUCUACAAGGUCACGGUGAAGGCGGAGAACAUGGCAGGACACGAGGAAGCCACCAUGUACAUCCAGGUCACAGCUCCUCUACAGGAAGUGCACCUAGAAGUGGUUCCCAUUGCUCAAAGCAAAAACGAGGUCAAUCUGACGGCCAUAGUUCUUCCCACUGAGGCCAACAUGACUUUGUUCUACUGGUGGAUAGGAAACAACAAGCAGCCCAAGCUGAGUCUGCAGAACUCAAUUCUGACUCACUUCCCAGAACAAGGAGAGGUUUCGGUCACAGUCCAGGUUUCCAACGGUCGCUCCAUGGUGCAGGACUCCAGGAUUGUCCGAGUCUACGAUGACUUCCACGUCAUCCCCCUGAGGUUCAGCAGGAACCUGGACCGCUUCAACCCAAACAUCCCAGAGUGGAGGGAGGACAUUGGCCAAGUGGUCACCAAAAUGCUCACCAAGACCACAGGUGUUCCUCAGGACUCCCUGGUUACGGUGGUGAAGCCGGGUCUCCCCACCACUGCUGCCCUGUACGUCCUUCCACUGGACAACAAACCAGCCAAGAAGGGCAUGUUUGUAGAUAAGCGUAUUCCAGCCAUCAUACAGGCAUUCAACGACAACAAUGUCAGCUUUGUGGUGAGAGGAGGUCAGCAAGUGCUAGUGAUGCUAGCUGACCCCAACGCAGGAUUAGGUCUAAUAUCUAAUGACUCAACAGCUACAGCAACAAAUACUGGCUACCAUGGAACAGCCGGAGGUCCAGGUGUUUGGGCUCUAGCAGUCAUUUUCCUGAUCACCAUCAUUGCCACUGGCUCCUUUAUCCUCUACAAGUUCAAAAGUCCUCGGCUCAGGACUGAGGAUGCCUAUCCCCCACUGUUUUUCAGGAAGCUCCCAGGCGGACGCAGCGUCUACGCUCAGAUGCACAACGAGAAGGAACAGGAGAUGACGAGCCCAGUCAACCAUAGCGAGGACACCCAGCACAUCAUCCAGGGCGAGGAGUUCAUCGAUGACGACCUGGAUGCUCAGACUCUAGGUAACGCAGGAGGUAGCCCCGCCUUCCGUUCCCUUAUAAGGACUACCACUAACCACUGCUACUAAACCAAGCCACUAACACCAGCAGCUAACACACACCAAGGCAACCAUUCAGUUAUCCUGAGCAUCACCUCCCGAGAAAUACAAAAUUACCUGAGCAGCUGAUGGCUGCCGUGGUGGUGCUAACGACCUAGCCUCGCUGGCUAACAAGCACAGGGACUCCGCUCUGCCUUCCUCCUCCUCCUCGUUUCUCCUGUUUUUUCCCCCUCCUCCUUGGACCCUUUAUUUCCACUGAUGGUCUGCCCAACCCCAGACUUCCAACUGUGGUGUGAUUAUUCUACUGCUUGAUGGGCCGAGCCUGGUGGAGAGGCAUUUCCCUCAGCUCCAUCUUGUCACCCACUCGCUCUCUUCCCGUCAUGGAACGGGAGGCACUCUGAUUUAUCUACUGUACAUGACUUGGAGCCCACCUCGCUUCUUUAGCCCUGAAAACCUGCACUGACGCCUGGUGAGGAUGGAGAUUGUGAUGGCAUCGCACCAAGGAUACUCACUCAUUUGUGUUUUGAACAGCUUCUGUGUGUCACUUGUUGUCGACCUCAGCAAGCUGGACUCACUGCACUGCUCUCUCCAGUAGUACUCAAAGUCAAAGAGAGGUAGACCAUGAUGGAAAAACCACAGCUAGUUACUAGCACAGAUGAUGGAUGAGAUGAAUUCCAAGCAGUAAAUGUCCAUCAAGGAAAAUGUAUGUUUACUCUUGUUCUGCUGUUUUAUUUCCUCUUCAGGCUUUAAAGGCAAUAAUAUUCUCUUCAUGGAAUAUAGGAAAUGAAAAACGCUGUGUUGCACUUUCUCAGAUUCCCACUCACAGGUUCACGGAGAGCUCAAACUGUUCAUUGAUCUGAUUCCUACCUUCCUUCAAAUCAUGACUAACACAAGUCAUCGUCCGUCGCUUGGUGCCUAAAUCAGCAGCUUUUACUCUGCUUGGUUCCAUGUUGUCCAGUUCAUUUUAUUCUAGUAACAGUAUGCUCCUGGCCCUUCUCCCUCCUUCUCCUCCACUUUUUUGGUCAGAGGUCUAAAGUGGACUUGCUUCUCUGGACACAAAGGUCACUGUUGUGGGGGAAGGUGUAGUUCUUAUAUUUUAGCGAAUCAGCCUAUAUUAGGCGUAGCCCACGGUGGUAUCGUGUCUCCUUAAAUGUUCAGUUGUAAAUGUGUAAAUAUGAAUAAUCUUCACUUUGUACAUAUUCUCUUUGACUUGCGUGUGAGUGUUUUACACUACUAGCAAACACACAGCGGUUUCACAUAUUAGUUUUGUUUUGGAGCGAGUGUCCAGACUUUGAAGCGUUUUUAGUUCGUUCACUCCAUCGCCUGCUUCACAUGUGUCCAUUGUUGAUAUUUUCCGCGUAAUCUCACAAGUUUGAUCAUUUUUCUUGGGUUUUCAUCGUCAACUGGAAACAUUGUCUUACGCAGAAACCUGUGACCUCCACAUUGACGAGUGUAUAUGGAUAUUUUUGAUACAGUAUGUAAGCACUGGUUAGUAUUUCUGUUGCCUUUGGCUGAAGACUUCCUGUUUGUUUGAUUGCACUAAUGAUGUACGUCGUGCUGUUGACACGUACCAGACAGCAACUGGAAAAACUCCACAGACUCUGAGUCAGCUCUUCGUUACAGUCUGCUGACACCAUCAGCACCAUCAUCACCCAUUGGGUCGUCUCGUAUUUGAUAGAGCAGAUCACAUUUGUUCUCAUUUACACCUGAAUUCAUCUUUUGUACAUAUUCUGCUCAUAUUGUUUGGUUUUUACUAGUGAUGUGUCGUCAUUGUAUCAUCGUCCGUUUUAAGGGAAAAAAGUCUGAUUUAGUAUGUUACAAUAUGAUGGUAAAGGGUUUUCACACAUUCAAGUAAUUUUGAUCACAGUUUUUCUGCUGUUUUUAUCGUUUUAAUGAUUUGUCUGAUCUAUUGGUUUUGCUUUUUAAACAAUUGUGUGUUUUCAUUGAUACGCAUAGUCUCUACCUGCAUCCUGGAAUAAAUCACACUCAUAACUUG